UUACCCACCCAAUCCAUAUAUUUUUUUCUCCGGGAAGCUAUAAUAAGGGCCUCAGAUAGGACCGGCGAGUGCGGGACUGAGAGGCGCGAGCGAGGAAGAGAGAGCGAGAAGGAGAAAGAGGUUAGAGGGAGAGAGAGAGAGAGAAAAAGGAGAGAUCUGCGUUUAGGGUUUUGAAAACCCCAAACAACCAAGAGGUGUGUCUGUUGUGUGCAGGAGUCGAGUGUGAGAGUUCUAUUGAGAGGGAAGUGAGAUCGAGAGCGAAGAGCGAUCAAGAGAGAGCGCAGAGCGAUCAAGAGUGUGCGAUUUUCUCACCCUUUAUCUCGAUUUCCUAAAUUGGUAUCUUUCUUCCUCGAUAAUGUCGGACAGAAAGCUUGUGGUAUUGGGUAUCCCUUGGGAUAUCGAUACAGAUGGCUUGAAGGAUUAUAUGAGCAAGUUUGGGGAACUGGAGGAUUGUAUUGUCAUGAAGGAGCGGUCCAGUGGUCGUUCUCGUGGUUUUGGAUAUGUGACAUUUGCAUCAGUUGAGGAUGCUAAGAAUGCAUUGUCCAGUGAGCAUGUUAUAGGCAAUAGAAUGCUGGAAGUAAAAGUAGCCACACCGAAGGAGGAAAUGAAAGCACCGUCAAAGAAAGUGACCAGGAUAUUUGUGGCCAGGAUCCCACCAUCUGUGACAGAAGCGGCUUUCCGAAGUUAUUUUGAGCAAUAUGGUGAUAUAACAGAUCUAUACAUGCCAAAGGAUCCAAGUACCAAAGGGCAUCGCGGAAUUGGUUUCAUUACUUUUGCGACUGCUGAAUCUGUUGACAACCUGAUGGCUGAAACUCAUGAAUUGGGAGGCUCAACUAUUGUUGUGGACAGAGCAACACCCAAGGAGGAGGAGUUCAGACCAAUGAACCGUGUGGCACCAAUAAGCCGUGUGACGCAGGGUGGAUAUGGGGCGUAUAAUGCUUAUAUUACUGCGGCAACUACAUAUGCAGCUCUUGGUGCUCCUACCUUAUAUGAUCAUCCGGGCCCUGUGUAUGGAAGGGGGGAAUCCACUCGAGGAGGAAUGGGCAAAAAGAUUUUUGUUGGCAGGCUUCCUCAGGAGGCUACAGUUGAUGAUCUUCGUCAGUAUUUUGGUAGAUUUGGACGAAUUUUAGACGUUUAUAUUCCAAAGGAUCCUAAGAGAACUGGCCACAGAGGUUUUGGAUUUGUGACCUUUGCUGAAGAUGGUGUUGCUGAUCGUGUCUCUCGUAGGUCUCAUGAGAUUUGUGGACAGCAGGUUGCCAUUGAUUCAGCUACACCUGUUGAUGAUGCUGGCCCCAGUGGAAAUUUCAUGAUGGAUAACGCUGAACCAUAUGGCGGGGGUUAUGGUCCUAUGCGUACUUAUGGGCGGAUGUAUGGAAGCCUGGAUUUUGAUGAUUGGGGUUACGGCAUGGGUGGAGGGAGACCGUCGCGAACAGAUACAAGGUAUCGACCGUACUAGAGAGAUAGGAGACUUCACCUUGAAAAUAAUUGGCAUUAUUGCGCCUUUCAAGUUUAUUUUUUUGGUAUUCAACUGAAUAUUUCAUGGCAUUUGCCAAUCAAGUUUGGUUAAACCAUCAGGGAAGCCAUUGAAUGGGUAAUGUUGCAAGUGAUUUCAUGCUGAAUGCAGCUUCUGAACUUGGCAUAUCAAAAACUUUGUAUGUUAUAUUCCAAAUAUGGCUUAGGUUGUUUAGAGUGUUUUGCCUUCUGGCAUCUCAUGCCGGAAUUUGUACUAACAGCACAAUAACUGCUGCCAACUGUAGUUGAUAGAACUUACUUUUUUUAUUGAAUAAUUUUACGCAUUUGGUAAUUCAUAUGA
Messenger RNA from Camellia sinensis, 1813 nucleotides. Its product is annotated as heterogeneous nuclear ribonucleoprotein 1. Gene Ontology annotation, cellular component: chromatin; nucleoplasm. Gene Ontology annotation, molecular function: RNA binding. Gene Ontology annotation, biological process: regulation of gene expression. The record is from RefSeq and is a predicted model, not a curated record. NCBI's taxonomy places the organism in Eukaryota, Viridiplantae, Streptophyta, Magnoliopsida, Ericales, Theaceae.